UAAGCUAACUGUUAGUUUUGUCUGGUUCGUUCGUGUGGCGAUAUAUGAGAUGACGAUUAAAAUCUAAGGAGUUGCCGGUUAUUUUAGGUUUUUUUGUGUCUUAAAUUGAGUUUGGAGAGCAAGGAAAGGAUUACGAUAGAAAGGAGCCCAAUGCAGUCAGCUGCAGACACUGUGGAGAAUGCUUCCAUCCUCUCUGGUGGAUCGGCUCAGGACGGUCAUCGCCUCUGGAUUGGCAACAUUGACCCCAAAAUCACAGAGUACCACCUAGUGAAGCUUCUCGAGAAGUUUGGCAAAGUGAAGCAAUUUGACUUUCUAUUCCACAAAUCGGGUCCUUUGGAGGGUCAACCAAGAGGAUACUGUUUCGUCAACUUCCACACCAAAGAGGAAGCUGAACGGGCCAUUCAGCGUCUGAAUGGGAAGCUGGCGCUGUCUAAGAAAUUGGUGGUGCGCUGGGCUCAUGCUCAGAAAUUUGAACCCUUUAAAGGAGAAAAGAAUCUGCCGACCAGUUUAGAGCCUUCGUCUAGUGAAACAGAUGCACUGCCAACCAAUCUAAGUAUUAAUGCAAAGAUACGGGCCAUUGAAGCCAAGCUGCAGAUGAUGGAAGAAAACCCUGAUGAUUAUUCUGGACCUUCAGCAUAUAUCUACAACAAACCUCCUGAUAAGAGGGACAAGAGGUCUCAGCCCUACCACAAGCAGUUCGCAAAUUCAGGAGAUGACGUCUCAAAAACACUAUAGGUGUCCGUGGUGUCCCGGCACUGAACGGACCAACACUGGUGUGCACAUUGUGGACAGAGAUGUACUGUAUAAAAACGAGCUGAUCUAAUCUCUCGGCCAAUGUGAGACUGUAAAGUAUUAUGAAAAAGUGUAACACUGUUUGUAGUGUUGUGCUGUUUUCAGGCCAGUGGAGGAGUGCUGUUAUCGUGAACGGCAUUUACUUGUGUAAGCAGGAUCUAGCAACAAGCGUUCUGGUGAAAUUUACCUUUUCUAAAUAUUGAUGUUAGUAAUUUCAGUUCUUUAGGGAGUGAUAACUUUUGGAUUUCGAGUUUUCAAACACAUUUUCACAAAACGGUCCCUUGAUGUUCUCCAGAAUGCAGCUCCUGUUGUUUGUGUUGAUUGUUUUUUUAUUAUUAUUAUUGAACUGACCCAUGUGGUUUCAUGCUGUGCUGCUUGUGUGUUGUUGUGUGUGAGUAAAAUUUACUACUAAAGAUGUUUACAUGGGUUACUCUGAGCUAUAUGCAUAUAAAGAAAUGACAUUAUUCUGCUUAGUACAGUUAUAUUUACAAUUCUUUAUCUAUUAAUAUCUUAUUUUAAUUAGUUUUUAUGUUUAAAGUGAAAAGGGCUUCUGUCAGAUCUGCACAAGGCAUCACAACAGUGUGUUUUUUGACAGUUUGGGUGAAUUGUAAAUAUCCAGAUAUUUUGAUAGAUUUUGCUCAUGCCAUGUUUAGAAAUAAAUCAAAUGUUACGCAUA
Molecule: messenger RNA, 1468 nt
Organism: Misgurnus anguillicaudatus (oriental weatherfish)
Lineage: Eukaryota; Metazoa; Chordata; Actinopteri; Cypriniformes; Cobitidae
Gene: rbm18
Product: RNA binding motif protein 18
Molecular function (GO): RNA binding
Source: RefSeq, a predicted model, not a curated record